GUCAGUAAUAUUUUUGAUCAUGUUCCAUGUCAUUUAUUAAUGUGUGUGGGUAGUGAUGGCAACAAGUUAGUCUAAUCAUGAUCAGGAUCUUGACCACCUUGUAAAGUGUGCCCUCCUCGAAGUUCAUACAUUUUGUUAUAUUCAGAAAGUGAAUAAACUAGUUAUGUAUUUUUUUUCCCCACUUUCUCUCGCCCUACAAAUCGUCCAGAUCUCAAGACGUAACUUUUCAGAGUCGCUAAUAAUUUCAGCAUAUGCGCGGUGGACGCGUGAAUCGACGUGUAGUUUGCUCAGACGUAGCCGGUGGGCACAAGCUGCCUGCCCUCAGUCUGUAAUACAGCGCCUGCGUUUAUCAGGGGGAAAGCACAUUAAUCCUCUUUAGUUCCAAUCAGUAAAGGGGGCGGAGUGCUCUCCUAUUGCGUGUUUAGUUAUGUGACCUGUUAUUAGGAGUGCAGCAAUGCAAAGCGUGGCUGUCAGAGUUGCAGCGAAAAACAGAAGCAAAUGAAUUUGACUGGAAACGGUGUCCAGUAUUUCCCAGAAUCAAGCGGAUGAGUUUAUUGCUAUGGCUUGUCACAAGUAUCCUGCUGUUGGAACGGCACUGAUAUUUCUCGCCUUCGCUCAGUUCGGCACAGCCCUCAAGUGUGUUUGCCAUGUCUGUGCCAACAACACUUGUGAAACAGAGGGGGCCUGCUGGAACUCUGUGAUGCUCAUUAAUGGCAAGGAAGAGGUGGCCAAGUCCUGUGUCUCUCCUUCUGAGAUGAAAGGCCAGGUGUUCUGCUACAGCUCCAGGAAUGUGUCAAAGAGGCAAUGCUGCUUCACAGACUUCUGCAACAAUGUCACCCUCCAGCUCCCCCGAGUUGGAGAUCCAUCGGUUCCAUCCAAGUGGGGAGCACUGGAGCUGGCUGCUGUGAUCAUUGUUCCGGUGUGCCUCCUGUGUUUGGGGAUAAUCCUGGGAAUCUGCACGCUACACGGUCGGCAGAGAUGCACCUACAGCAAGGCUAAAAAGCAUGACAUGGAAGAAGCUUUGUCUGAUCGAAAUGUAAUGUCAUCUGGAAAGUCCCUGAAAGAUCUCAUAUUUGACCUAACCACAUCAGGAUCUGGAUCUGGACUUCCAUUGCUAGUUCAGAGGACAAUCGCCAGGACUAUUGUCCUUCACGAAAUAAUUGGAAAGGGGCGUUUUGGGGAGGUUUGGCGAGGGAAGUGGCGAGGGGAGGAUGUGGCUGUCAAAAUCUUCUCCUCUCGUGACGAGAGGUCUUGGUUCAGGGAAGCAGAAAUAUUCCAGACGAUAAUGUUGAGACAUGAAAAUAUCCUGGGCUUCAUUGCUGCUGAUAAUAAAGAUAAUGGAACUUGGACCCAGCUCUGGCUUGUCUCAGAAUAUCACGAGCACGGAUCGCUGUUUGAUUAUCUAAACAGAUACACUGUCUCUGUGGAAGGAAUGAUACUUCUCGCACUUUCUAUCGCCAGUGGUCUGGCACAUCUUCAUAUGGAGAUAAUUGGCACUCAGGGAAAACCUGCCAUUGCUCACAGAGAUUUGAAGUCCAAAAAUGUCUUGGUGAAAAAGAACGGUAUGGGUGCAAUUGCUGAUUUGGGCCUUGCUGUUAAACAUGAUUCCAUUUCGAACAUGAUCGAUAUACCUUCAAACCACAGAGUGGGAACAAAGAGGUACAUGGCUCCAGAAAUCCUUGAUGACACAAUCAAUAUGAACAACUUUGAGUCGUUUAAACGAGCUGACAUCUACUCUCUGGGCUUGGUGUACUGGGAAUUGGCACGAAGAUGCUCCGUGAGAGGAAUUUAUGAAGACUACCAGUUGCCUUAUUAUGACAUGGUGCCUUCUGAUCCUUCUAUAGAAGAUAUAAGAAAAGUGGUUUGUGACCAGAGACUGAGACCUAACAUUCCCAACCAGUGGCAGAGCUGUGAAGCGCUCCGGGUGAUGGGGAAGAUAAUGCGAGAGUGCUGGUACAACAGUGCGGCUGCUCGGCUCACAGCACUUCGCGUCAAGAAGACUCUCUGCCAGCUGACUGUGAGCAAGGAUGUAAAGGACUAGCUGACGUUUCAGCAGGGCGAAGGAUGAUCCGUGUGUAUUCAAAGUUCAUGCUACCUCAAACUAUAUUUAAGUGCCCAAGGCUUGACAUUGUAAAACUGCAUUUGCUGUAUAAUUACUUUUACUGCUACGCAACAUGGCAGACUGAUUGUAAUGUUGUUACUGAGUAACUCACCGGCAUGCCUGAUUGUACAGGAUGUUUGUUCUACCUGCAGAAUAACUGUUACCACAAAGUUUUGCAUUUAGGUUAAGAUGGUAUAAAUUAAUAUAUCUGUUGGAUGAAUAAGAUGAGUUCUAUUUUUCAUACAGGUACAAUUAAAUGCUAUUUUUUAUAUAAUACACCAAAAUAUGAGAAUCUUUCUAAAUUCCACUCAAAAUAACACCUCAGAGGACCAACGUUAUAGUCUGAAUGAACACAUCUGCCAUUCAGAGACUUUUGGGUUUUUACCCUGGCAUAAUAGCUUUUGUUACCUUCAGUAUAAUCGUUGUUUAAAAAUGAGUGAUAUCUUAGUUGUAGACUGAGUUUGAUGUACAGUGUUGGGUCUUCAUCUUGUAAUUUCAAGUAAAACUUGUGUAAGAAGGUAGAGGCACUCUACUGCUUGAGAUUUAACCUGCAGUGAUAAUGUCUGUAUUUCAGCAGUUUCGUUUUUUUUUUUGUUUUGAAAGGCAGGUGUGACAUAAAAGGAUAGUUGAUACAUAACUCUUUUAAGUUGCUUUAUUAAAUUUUCCAUUCAAUAUUUUUCAUUCUUAUGGUUAAUGGAAAUCGAAAAUUACUCCCACACUGACAUGAUCUCAAAACCGUAUUUUGUUUCAAUCAAAUGUAAAUCUCAUUUUCAUCAUCAAACCUCAUUAGACUACAUUGUUUCGUAGGUGGUUAACUUUACAUCCUUUAAGAGCUUUUAUUCAAAAACAAUGCAUCGAAGAAUACUGUAACUUAAACAAAAGCUGUCAUUAAAUGUAUUUUUAGUGACAUUUAAUGACAUUUUUAAAAGUAAAUUCUUGAUCUCAGGUCAGGAUUUUAAAAUCGUAUUUAGAUCUUGAUACUCCUGUCCCAAAUAUAAUAUGAAAUGAUUUUGCUCAUAUUUCCUACUUUGCGCCAGAGUCAUACUGUGAAUAUUUAAGCAUUACGCAGAACUGAAAGAUGUGAAGUUGCUUAAUGAAGCAUUCUGCUUUUGCUGCAGAAACAUUCUGAGCUGUUAUUGCAGAGCCUUUUUAAGAAUGUUUCUUGUACAGAUUAUCAAGAGCCAACAGGAAUGGUCCUGGAUGUAAAUAAUAGCAUAUAUUAUAUUUUGUACAAAUACAUUUUGUUCAUAUUGUAUGGUAUUGUGUUGUACUAUAGCUAUGAAAAAUCAUAAAGGAAUAUAUACUUUAUUUUAAGAAAACAUUUUGAAUUAUUCUUUAACAAUCUUUCCAGUUUGAUAUAAAGCCUCAUCCUUAACAUUACUUUAAACAUUUUUUUAAUUAAGUUUGAAAUGUUGAAAGCAUUGUCAGUGAAGUGUACUCAUGGAAUAGCAGUUUAUGAAUCCUUAUUAUUGCAUUGAAUGGCUUUCCAUUGGUUAGAUAUUACUUCUAAAAGUUCUCCCAGGCUUUUUUUCUUGUCAGUAUUUUAAAAAUUACUGAUGGCAUAUGAGUGUGUUCUGAACAGUAAUAUUCUAAACACCUAAUACUGUCAAAAAAGACAUAAUGAGAACUACCCUGGAAACUAGUAACUGUAUUAAAGAAAUACUCCAAAAAGUCAACAUUCCACAUAAUUCAAAUGCUAGAUUUUAUAUGUGCCAUGACCCCAUACUCUAUAAUUAUAUUUUAAAACUUUGAAAAUUCGUUUUUUUAUAUUGACAUUCACUGAAUGUCAGGUGAAUCUGAUAAAAAAAACUCUUUCCAGCUUUCCUCAAUAGGAAUCAACAUCUUGUUUUGUAACGUGGCUAGAGCUUUCAGUAUUCUGUGUUAUUUUACAACUCAAGAAUUUGAUACAGUAUGAAGUUGAAGUUAAAUGUCAAGACAUUCAUCUGCUCUAAGGACCUGGCAAAAGGAAGUUUUUUCAUAACCAGGAUAAUGUGAGUGAGAUCACAUGGAUGAGCUUUACCCACUAAAUAACCAGGCUUGUCUUUGUUUCAGCCACACCUUAAUAUUAGAUAUUGGGUCCAUUACUGUAUAUGAGGUUCUUAACUGAAGUUUGAGAGGGAUGAUGACAACCAAGUCAAACUUUGCCCCAGAUGUUCUAAAUCAUUCCCUGUGUUUAUAAUUUAAUUUCAUGAUUCCCUCUUCCACCCCAUCUCUACUGUUGUAGAUACACCUUGGUUGACUCCUCAUUCUAGUCCUCGUCAUACAGCCCUUAGCUAAGCCCAAUCUUGAUAUGAAUACUCAGAAAGCACCUUCAAGUGCAUUUAAUUCCUGAGUGCCGUUAUUCCUUGUGAACUGAGAGUUAGUAUCCUGAUUAAUAUUAUGGUGCUUUUUUGAUUUUUCUCUGUAAGUGUUGGAGAUCUGUAUCAACAUAUUGUCACGUUACAAAGUGUGUUACAAAAAAAAGGACUGUGCAGUGUUACGAUUUUGUGAAUACAUCUGAGUACAACUGUUAGUACAAAAAACAUGAAUGUAAAAAAUGUAAUUCACUCUGAAAUGGACAUUUUGUUUUGUCUUACACCACCCCCUUCAAAAUACUUUGUAUCGGAUGGAUUUUUAAAACACAAUUUCAAUUCGGCUGCAGAGGUGUAGUUUGGGUUUGGAUUAACUAAACUCCCUCACAGUGAUGUUGUGUUCUUUAUAUUCUUUGAUAAAAUGUUGAGCAUGUGGCGUCAAACAAAUCAUACAUCAUUAACGUUCUUGAUUGUGAUUUACUGGCUGAGGGUUCUCGUUUAUCAGAUGCACGAGCUUGUUUGUACAGUAUUCAGGUGGUUGUGUUUUUAUUUUACUGGCUAAUCCAAGUUAAAAGGCUAGACUGGUUUGUGCGUCCUACUUGUGACACUAGAUAUACUGAAUGCCACACUCAAAUAUUUUAAGUCUCUCUCUGUGUUGUUUUUGAAUAUGAUGACAAUGUUUCAGUCUGUAUGUGAAAUAAUUCUGUAACCUGUUAAAAAUGCUUCUUUAAUAUUGCUUGUGACAUACUGCUUUAUACACUUGUAUCGAUUCUUCUGUCUUUACUAUUGUAUAUCAGUGUGAGUUUUAUAUUUGUGUAUGACAUAGAAAAACAGAAGCACAUACAAUAGUAAUUAUGGCCUGUUUCACAUCACAUAUUAAGCUAAUGGAAAAGGGAGUAUUUAUACAAUUGUCUCUAGCAAAGCACAUGGGUUGACUAAAAUGAUCUGGCUCUGAAGAAAAUUCAGUUUUUUUCUAAACUAUUAUUUUUAGACAUAUUUGAAUAUAAACAAUCUGUUUACUUUUUGCAGCUGGUUUUGCUAACAGAGAUGUUUAACCAGACGUUAUUCUGAGUGGGAGCUUUCCAGAUUUUUUGCUAACUCCUAAAUCAGUAUUUUGUAACAUAUAAAUCAUAAAAUUCAACAGAUAUGCCACCAGCUUGCUUCAUUUUUUCUCAGAAUUAAAGAAUAAAAGUUUAUUAAAUGUAUUUCAAUAUCCAAAGCAUUGUUUUAUUACUUAAUAAAUGUGCAUUUAUUAUUUAGUCAAAUUUAAUACAAAAUGCUGAUUUUGAGUUAAUUUCCGAUUACUCCGUUCUUUAUGCCAUCAGACACUGGCUUGUUGUUACAAAACACAAAUUGUGUCAAUGAAAAAGAAAAUCCUGGUUCUUGGAUAUGUAUGCUUAGCAGUACAAUAAUCUAAAACUAAGAGUAUAAUUUAAAGACAAACAGAAAAAAUAUAUAUAAUUUGUAAAAAUAUCUUAGAUGCUACAGUAGUAAAAAUUCAGUUAAAUUCUGUGAACAUUGCAGAAAUGUAUAUCAUGCUGUUAAAUCUUUUUCAUGAUAUUAUGAAUAUAUUAAAUCUAUCAAAUUUUAAUUCGGAAUAGACCCAGUCAAACAAGUACAUUUUCAGCAGUUAUGUCAUUUAUGAUUUGUUCUGGUAAAUUAAAUGGGUCUUAAAUGUAUUAUCCUGCUAUUCUGAAGAAAAUUUCUUCCUGGAUGUUUUCAUCCUCAGGAAUAAAACAUUAGAUGAGAUGGGAAUGCAGUUCAGGAAUUAAACAUCAUACAGUAACUUCUGAUCUUUGCUAACACUUUAAAUAAUUCGAUUCAUUUUAUUUUCUCUUCUUUUGCCUUUGUUACGCUUUCUUGCAGCUCAGGAAACUUACACAGUGUCAGGCUCUUUUAUCCCUUUUCUGUUUGGGGAUUGUUUGUCUUGCUAACUAACAAAACAAUUGUGCAAGUGAAGAUUGGGGAUUAAAAGUUUGUUGUGCAAGAAAGAUAAUUGUAAACAUGAGGUUUCUGGCUGGGGCACUGAAUUCCAGUGCUACAGUAACUCAGGUUUAUGAGUCACUUUGCCUUGUAAGAUUAAGUUAAAACAUGUUUUUCAUUCUCUAUCUGCUGUUUCUAUUCUGGUUUUGCUCUUGUGAAGCAAAAUCUAUGCGCUCUGUUGUAAAUUACCUGUUGUAAUUUAUUUAAACAAGUUCAGAAGGGAAGACAAAUCUGUGUUUGAUAUCAGAUGGAUUUGAACACAACAGAGCCUAUAUUCAGACCCCUGUGAGGAUUUUAUUGCUUAUCAGACCGUGUUUUGAAUAUGAGGCCCAUAGCUUGGGACUGUUAGAAAUUACACAGAAUGAUACAAUUAUUUGAAACAACGUGCAUAUCCAGAUUCAGUCAAAAUGGUGGCCCAUCCCUCAAUCAAAGUUGACACAGUACGUAUUGGCAUGUAUCCAUUUGUGAGUGGUUAGAGCUAUUGUAGUUUUGUAACCUGUGAAUGAUUAAUUAUUAUUAGUUUUGAUGUAGUCUAGGCUACAUGUUCUCUUGGUGAAUGGAAUAGUAUUGUAGAGUGUUCCUGCCUUAAUGUUUGACCUGACUUAGUGAUUUCUCUUCGCUCCAAGUCUAUGAAGAAGUCGUUUCAUGAACGUGGAUCCUUAUGUGCAGAGUGCAGAGAUACCUAGGGCAAUCUAUAUCCAUUAAAAUUAUUUCUCAUAAAACACUUACAAGAUUGUUACACAGGAUCAGCUACAUAUGUGGUUUCAAAGAUGUUACAAAAGCAAACACCAGAGGGUAUAAAACAAAAUAGUCAACAUGACUCCACUACAGACAUGAUAAGCUCCCCCUAAUAAUUAUUUCUGGAACCUUCCCUGCAUAAACACCCACCAUUCUACUCCACAUUGAUUUAAUUACAGUACUCUUGCAUUUGUAAACCUAUAAUGCACAGGUUUUCUUUGUAGACUGUGAAAAGAUUUCCUUAACAUUUUGAUAUUAAUCAUAGGUUAUCAGUACCUAACUAUGACAUAAAUACAGUAUAUAUAUAUAACAUAACCAACAUUCAGCUUUAAAUGAGUUGUACAUCUGGUAAGAUAAAUGUAAAACAAAGAGUAAAAUGCCAUGCUGUUCGGUAUAAUGUGGCAUAGGGAUAAAAAAUGGUGACAUAUCCCACAAUGUUAUAGUUUUGCUCCAGGCAUGUGGUGAAUGUAAAUAAAGACAAAAUACAAGCUUUCCUUACAUACAGUGUACAGUGUACUGUACAUACAGUAGUUUGCCACAAGACUAUUAUUUAGAAUACACAAGCUAAGAUGCUUAUUAUGUUGUACUUCUUGUACACUUUGCUUAUAUGUUUAGUUUGCAUGUUCAAGUAGUUAUAUCAUCACAAAUUAUAUACUUUGGAGCAAUUAAAUUGACACUGAACAUCAAAAGAAACAUCACUGGAUGUUUAUCUGGAAAAUUGCAAAAUCCCUUUGGAACAGAUUUUGACAUAGGUAAAUUAAUUAUGCUGUUUAACAUUUGUCAUCAAUGGGGCUGAUCAACAGGGGGUCUGCAGUGCAGGUCACAGGCUAAUAAUGUGUGUGGCCACCACUGAAAGCAAUACAAGCUGCACAUCUGCAACUUAUGCUUUUCUCCAGGUUACAGAUGUUUUGUAGCAUUCAGUCUAUUCGUCUUAGAGAGCCUGGACAAGCAUUAUCCCUAGAUUCCACAUUAUUUCAGAUCAUUCCACAAAUGCUCAGCUUCCAUCUGGUGAGUAGAGAAUACAUGGCACCACUGUUGUUACACCAAAAGCAUGACAUGCAUUGUCCUGCUAGAAUGAUGUCAAAUCAGGAUGAGCCCGCAGGACAGGCUGUAAGUGAAAUCCCAGGACCUGAUUGACGGAGUGCUGUGUGGUGACGUUGUCAUCAGUCAGCCUGUUGUUUUCUGUAGAGAUUGGACUCUCCUGCUCAGACCUUCACACUUAGUGAUGUCCUACAUCGUGGCGUAUCAUUGCCAGACAGUGUUUGCCUGAAUAACAUCUGGCCAAGUUAGAUAUCGUUGGCUUUAAGGACCCCAGACAGUGAGCAACAGUGCUCUGACUUAAUCCAAUCUCCAGCAUACCUGUAUUGCUCAAAGUGGCUUUCUGUGUUUUUCUUUGUUGAUUUUCAGCUGGUGUGGCACUCAACAGGUUAAAUCACCUUGUCAGUUGUGCCCAAUCAACUCUCUCACUAAUGAGAUGAUUAAGUGCUUAUGCAGCAGUCAGCCACGCUCAAGUGGUCAGUCAUGAUCAGUUAAUGAAAAUAAUGCCAAAAACAUUUAACCAAUAUCCAAAAUGGAGGCAUUAAAACAUACAUUCAUAGAGUAAUAAGUUUCUUUUGAUGCCCAGUAUAUUGUAUUGAGGACUUACAGUAAAUACCAUAAGUCCAUUCCCAUGUGCUACAAUGGUGGACACUAAACGACUUUUAGCAGUAGCACGACAAGCCUUCACACACAUGGAUCCAGCGCAGGCACAUGUGGUGUUCAUGUCUCUCCAUCUGGCACCAAUCUGGCUUGCACUAUAGUUUCAAUGGGUUCCUAAUUUGUCACAUUUGCACGAGUACCAAAUUUCAAUGUUCCACAGUGCAGUUUCUUGAUUCCGCAUUGUAAGAGCCCACUUCUUAUCACAGAUACAUUUAAAUAUUGAUCUAUUCAGGAUUGAAGUUUGAAACUCAUCUGGAAAUCAAAAAGUUUGAAAUUUGGAGGUAACUGUUUCCAACAGAUCUUUAUUAAGUGUAUGUUUCUUACAGGCGGUUAUGCUAAUUUCCCCCUAAGAGGAAUUCAGUUUGUUUCACGAUGAUAUCGCAUAUCACUGUAGUGAUUUUUCAUGUCAUGUUUAUUGUAUGAAAUGUUUUUGUGCACGUAGCAUAGAAAAUAAAAUUUAUUUUGCCUUUAUGCCUUGCCCCCUUUU
Molecule: messenger RNA, 9298 nt
Organism: Lepisosteus oculatus (spotted gar)
Lineage: Eukaryota; Metazoa; Chordata; Actinopteri; Semionotiformes; Lepisosteidae
Product: activin receptor type-1C
Biological process (GO): protein phosphorylation; cellular response to growth factor stimulus; activin receptor signaling pathway
Cellular component (GO): activin receptor complex; plasma membrane
Molecular function (GO): activin receptor activity, type I; ATP binding
Source: RefSeq, a predicted model, not a curated record